This is a messenger RNA of Daphnia carinata, 1438 nucleotides long. RefSeq names its product lactosylceramide 1,3-N-acetyl-beta-D-glucosaminyltransferase-like. The coding region runs from base 110 to 1390 and encodes 426 amino acids. Gene Ontology annotation, cellular component: membrane. The transcript is spliced from 4 exons. Gene Ontology annotation, molecular function: hexosyltransferase activity. The record is from RefSeq and is a predicted model, not a curated record. NCBI's taxonomy places the organism in Eukaryota, Metazoa, Arthropoda, Branchiopoda, Diplostraca, Daphniidae.
GAACGAGUUCCUCAAACCAUUCCAGGUAUCACCCGUGAAAUGUUGGUGGAACAAACCCACUCCAGCAGGAAAUUAGAAGAUUCAGUUCAGAUUUAACUCGUCCAACGACAUGAGUACUGCCAUACAGUUUCGUAAAGGGUUCAUUCUAUUUUGUUGCAUCGUCGUCAGUUACAUCACCAUAGCCGUUUACAAAAGGGACGUCGCUCAAGGAUUUUGUGACAUCCUUGUCCGCAGUAAUAGCCACGCCCAGUCGAUAGACCAUUUCAAAGAAGCUUUAGCGAAGAGCCAACAGAAAUGGACGUCCAACGAGAACACUGUGAUCGUCGGUCGUGAAUUCUUCCAAUACCUGGCCAGCCAAUUGCGUGAAACUGCUUAUCCCGGAGUAGACAACUACACGCAGUACGUCGUGACUCGAUUGCAGUUGAAACCGUUACGUGACGUUGAACCAAUACGACCUGAUUUCGGGCCUGUAUUUAACGAUGUCAGAUCAUUUAAUUAUCCCAUCGAAAUUCGGCCUUGUCGAACGGACAAUGUUCACGGUCUUCGCAGGCUUUUUGUGGCCGUGAUUUCCGCACCGAAUUAUUUCGAAAAACGGGACAUUAUCCGACAGACUUGGCUACGUCAAUUGCAAAUUGAUUCAGGCUUAUCAGUGAAUCUUGCUGGCUUUGGUUUCGUCAUUGGGCGGACAGAUGACCGGGACACGCAACACAAGAUCGAGUCGGAGAGCUCAACGUACGGUGACAUCCUUCAAAUGGACAUGGUCGAUGUCUACUACAAUCAAACGUUGAAAGUAGUGGGUCUUUUGAAUUGGAUCAACCAUCACUGUUCCAAAAUUGAUUUCUUUCUGAAAGUGGACGAUGACGUUUAUAUCAACACAAGAAAUUUAGCAACUGUCAUGAAAAAUCUCGAUCCAGCUGAGCCAAGUGUUUAUGGAACGGCGUCGGACAGCAUAGUGCGAAGAGACGGGAAGUUUGAAAUCAGCCUGGAAGUUUGGCCGUGGUCGAAGUAUCCCAUCUAUUCAAUGGGAGCUGCUAUUUUGAUGGCAGGCAGUGCGAUGGAGCCUUUAUUGGCAGCUUGUCAAACGACGCCCUAUUUCCUGUUUGACGAUGCGUAUCUCAUCGGGCUAUGCACGAGCAAAGCCGGGAUUGCAGUCCGUGUCUCAGACAGAUUUUUAGCCGGAUAUGCCGAUCAACUUCCAGAGCCUUGUUACGUUCACGACUCCAUUACUUGGCUAACGGAUUCGGUUGAGCAUUCAAACAAGUCACAUUGGGCAUGCGCAGAGUUUUAUAAGAACGUAACGCCAUGCGUUAUCGAGGGCCUUGAUGGUGCCAAUCAAACUGCCGAUCCGACGAAAGAGAUAGAAUUUUACUUUGCCCGGUCACAACCUUAGAUCCCAGGCCGGCAAGGAAUGCCCUGCAACAACCGCGCAUUAGCAAUA